Molecule: messenger RNA, 2675 nt
Organism: Grus americana (Whooping crane)
Lineage: Eukaryota; Metazoa; Chordata; Aves; Gruiformes; Gruidae
Gene: TSPAN32
Product: tetraspanin 32
Exons: 8
Coding region: 155-871 (238 amino acids)
Cellular component (GO): membrane
Source: RefSeq, a predicted model, not a curated record
UUUAAUAAUUGGGCAGGAGGAGGUGCAUCGGCACGUGGUGGGGACUGCACUUCCUGAGAGGCCCCGCUGUGGCCAUGCCUCUCUUUGGUGGAAACCCAGGCUUUAUCAAGAGCUGGAGGGACCAACUGCCAGAUCUCACUGGGGACAAGCAGCCAUGGGACUGAGGACCACCAAGUGCCAGCUGCUGGUGACCAGCCUCUGUGUCAUGCUGCUGGGGUUGUCCAUUGCCAUACUGAGCACAGUCACCCACUACGGGCUCCAUUUCACCCUCAUCAGCAACAUCUCCCUGGAGAGCAACUCCUACAGGGUCAUCCACUAUGCAGCUUUCUACUUUGGGAUCUGCCUCAGCAUGACCCUGAUCCUCGCAGCCCUGCUGAGCUCUGCCGCCACGGUGCGGGAAUCGCAGUGCCUCACUGCCAUGGGAUUUUUCUGUUUUGCUCUGGCCUUCUACGGAUUGAUCCCAGCUGCCUGCUGGAGAUACAUGCACAGCACAGAGGUGGAAGACAGCAUGAUGGAUGUGUAUGAUUUUGUGUACGAGGAAGUGAGGAGGAAUGCCUCCAACUUCAGGAGGCACGAGCUGACUGCCAUCCACGAAGCAUUCCUGUGCUGUGGGAAGCACUCUCCAUUUGGGGACACGACCAACGUCGAGCGCACGACAUGCCCACCUGGCGAGGUGCGCGACACGGGACAGGACUGCCUGCAAAAGAUCCAGGACUUCCUGAAGAAGCACACAGACUUUGUCUCCACACUCCUGGGCAUCACCAUCAGCUUCAUGGUUUAUGGGAUGAUCCUGACUUCAUUCCUUUGGUUCUCCAUCCACUUCAGCAGCAACCUGGAUCGGAAAGGCAAAUACAUCCUGCGAGAGAGGUAGAAACCCACUGCCCGGGCAUCCCUACCAGGUAGAGCCAGCUCUUGGCACAGGAAGAUGUCUGAAGUCACUCAUCAAAUCCCCCGGGAAGGCGUUGCAUGGGGUCAGGCAGUGGGACGUGUGUCACGCUUGUCCCCUUCCUGCACUACUAGCUGUUAUGCAUUUCCGAGCUGAUCAGAGCGGACGACGCUCUACAGAAGAGCAGUCCCACACCUUUGCCGAAAACGGACAAGGACAGAGAUAUGCACCUGGACUUGGAGAUGCAGAUUGCCUCGCCGGGGGACCUAUGGGCUGUAGCUCCACAAGCAUGACACAAAGAGCCCCUUAGGACAAAAAUGGAGAGAAAAGCCCAGCAAAAAUCACAGCAUUAAACCAGACUUCUUUUGCACUGUCAUCCGAGCAGUUCCCUGUGACCCGCAAAGAUGCAAUGUUUCUAGGAAGAUGGCUUUGGAUCACAGCCCAGGACCGAUCUUGUGCUAUCAGCAAAUACCUGGACACAAAGUGUGUCAUUGCUGAUGGGAAACGUGCUCUCCUAGCCUGGACACUUGUAAUGAUUGACUUUGGGCACGUUUCUGAUCAUGCUCAAGUAUGUAGGCAUCCAACAAUCAUUGACUAGUUGCCCCCGUUUUCAAAUAUUACCGGAUUUACAGAGCUUUUGGUAGAGAUCAGGCAAAAAAAUCACAAAGUAGGGCAUGAGCUUUGAAACAAAUGACCAGCAUAAGGACAUAUCCCUCUGGUAUUCCUCCUUGCUAAUGCAAUAUGCCAUUAUUUUUUAAUUCUUAGGAUUUAGUCAACCUCCUAGAGCUUGAUGCCACGCUGAUUUCACAGGGGCUUGUUCAACUUCCAGCCUUAUCUCUGUGUUUAUCUAGCUUCAUGAACUCACCAUGCUGUUGUGCAAUACAGAAGGACUUUGACAUUACACAUACACACAGGACCAAAGCUUAAAUCUAUAAGAGAACGGGACUAAUCUCCAGCCAAGUCAAACAAUACAAUGUCCAACCCCACAUCCUCUUUACAUCACCUUUUCAAUAAUAAACAGAAAUUUAAAAAGCCUCAAUCACAUGGAGAAAUCGGCACUCAAAUGAUGGCUCCCUGAUGUGCUUUGCCCUUGUUGCGAGGGGGCAGAGCCACUUCUGAGCUGAAACCUAGCAUUGCACUAGAUUUAGCACCUGCUGUAGACUAUAUGGCUGUGUGAAAUGUCUGUUGAACCAACAGCAGCUUUCACCCUCUCCUUCAUUGUGGCUUUUAGCCAAGAAAAACAGUAAGUAGGAAUUGUUUAUAGAGAUUAAACGUGGAAACCCCCAUGCUGAUGUUCAGGACAGGUCCUGGCCCUCAGGCAGGGGCUGCUACACGUACAAGAACAGCAGUACUGACUACAGCACCUGUUUAGCAUUUUAACGUGGCUGCAAAUGUCUUGCGUUGGAAAGAAUUGUGUUGGGGGGGGGAAAGGGCUAUCGCUCCUCAUCCUGCUCCCUUGGAACCAAUGGGGCUUCACCAUUGACUUCACUGGAAGCAGGAUCAAGUUCAAACUGCUCCAGAGUACCUCCUGGCAGUCACCAACACACCUCUGUCUUGCAGGGAUUUAGUGGUGAUAUGCACUUGCCAACAUAUCCGCUUUCUAGCAGUGGGGAAAGAUUCACUUGUGUGUGUGUGUGUGUAUAUAUGUACACACUACUAAGUAUCUCGCUUUCUGGAGAGACACAAUCUCCCUUGUGAGCUCCAGCUCCUAUUGUCCAGGCCACUGCUAUUGUUAUUCCUCAGGCCAGCUGAUGUGACUCAUGGUUGCUUCAAUAAAGACAAAUUUCUU